UCGUCUGCUUGCAAUAUUUGCCCGGAAUAAAUCGCUGAACAUUGCAAGUAAACCUGCCUGGAAUACGAUGACCCCUCCUAAGGAACUGUAACUCGAGCGAAUUUCUACUACAUUUCCCGCCAAUCGACAGCUGUCCUCAUGCAAGCGGUACAUUGAGUUCUUAGUCCUACUGUAAAAGAAUACUGGCAGUACUGGUGUGGUACGUGACAGUGUGAUCAUGGCAACAGCUAGUCCACAGAUAAGAAAUUUUCGAAUUGGUCGAAUGGAACAGUCUGAUACCUUGGGAAUUGAUUACCAUGAUGCUGCUAGAAAUGGAAACAAGAAGAAAUUAAAAAAGAUUAUCGGAAGAGGUAUUCAGAUUGAUUAUCCAAAUGACCAGGGCCAGUCUCCUUUGUUUAUUGCUUGCUUCGAAAAUGAGCCAUCAGCAUGUGAUUUAUUGCUUAGCAACGGAGCCAACCCAAAUGAGAGGAGCAAUGCUGGGACCACCCCUGUACACAUGGCUGCCUAUUCUGGUAAUGUCAAGCUUCUAUCUGAUGUGCUGGCUGCAGGGGGAGAUUUACGUUUCCAUGAUAACCUUGGACGAACAACUAAAGACUGGGCACUCUGUCAACCAGAACCAAAGAGAAGAAUGAAAAUGCUUGAAUUCCUAGAGAAGACAAAAUUGUUUGCACUGACAACUUCUGGAAGAGAUAUCAGGGUUGGCAAUAAGAUGUCCAGUCAUGUUCAUGUGAACAAGAAUAAUUCACUGAUGCACAUCAUAAAGAACAAGAUCAAAGGUGGGAUUGAUGCAAAUAUAGACCAGCUAAAGAGCUCACACAGCAUGGGGUUUGGAAAGGUAUACUUGGAUGGUGAUUCCAGCAGUGGCUUUAUGACAAGUAUCCCAUUAAUAUCAGAGAGCUGCCUCCGACACAAUGGCGAUGGUUUAACAUUCGAAAAUGGGGCUUUUAUGGUAAUGGAAAGUAUACAUUGGCAGUCAACAAAAGUGACAGCUAAAAGGUUACAUCGGGAGGCAGAAGCAGGUGGAGAGGUGGAUUUACUCAUUACGGAGGCAGAAUUUGUCGGGAAGUUGCGACAUCCUGAUAUUUUACUGCUGAUGGGUAUUUGUCAAACAAACAACCUUGACGGUUUGGUGCUGCUAUUCGAGAAUGUCGGUGUAGGAUCACUUUACUAUCAACUACAUGAAAAGUCUGAACGAAUGUCAACAAACCAAAUACAUGAAAUACUGGUACAGAUAUGUGAUGGUAUCAUUUUCCUACACGACCAGGAUUUAUUACAUUGCUACAUCACGUCACAUGCUGUUUUUCUUGUAUCAUCACACACAGCAAAACUUGGAAACCUGGAAUACGCAAUUGAGAGAAACAAAAGUGAAGUUGGAAAAAGAUCCUUAGUUAUCAGUAACAAGCACCAGAAUGCAGCCUACAACUGGAUGGCCCCCGAGAUCAUCAAUGGGUCUUGUCCUUCUGCAGCGUCUGAUAUGUACAGCUUUUGUGCCGUCAUGUGGGAAAGUUUUGAGAACACGAUUCCCUGGGGAAAAUGUGAUGCAGCAACCAUUAGACAGAAAAUGUUCAAUGACGGAGAGCAACUGCCACUUAGUUCGGGAAGGACACCUCAGUUGUAUCUAACUCUUAUGGAAUAUGGAUUGCAGCUGGACCCUCAGCAUCGACAGCUGAGUUUCAACCAUGUCCGGGACAUAUUAGGCUUGUCAACUGAAAAAGUAAAGCAGUAUAUUUCCAAUCUUUCGCCAAAGCAACAACCAUUGAACGGUAACAGAGAAACCAUAACAGAACAGGAAAUAUCCAAUUCUAGACAAAAGUCAAACAGAGAAACAGGUAGGGUUGAAGGAAUGCAUGCAAGAGACCAAACACAGCAGUCAAGCUGGAAGCCUCAGCGUCCAAAAAGUCCACCUGAUGGACAAAAAGCAAAACGACAUGAUCAAAAUCAGUCUAGUAGAGAAAAAAAGCACAGGAAUGAAAGUUCUCCUGCAAAAGCAAAAGUUUCUCCAAACAAAGAAUAUGCAUACAAGUCACAGGAUGGUGUUGCUUUUGAUAUCAAAAACACACAUUGGGAUUUACAAGAGGAACAAAAUCAACAUGAAUAUCACUACAGAGUAAAAGUCCUUCCAAAGAAAGAGAAGACACACAGUCCUCAACAAAAGUAUAACCAACAUCAACGUCAACAAAUAAGCAAUCAGAAGCACUAUGGGCAAGAUUAUCACCAACAGCAUGAACAACAACAACAAAUAAGCGAUCAGAAGCACUAUCGGCAAGCUAAUCACCAACAGCAUGAACAGCAACAGUUGGAAUUGUAUGAAAAGCAACGUCUUCAUCAAGGGUACGAUCAGCAACACGAUCCAAAAGAGUAUGAACAGCAAACGUAUGAUCAGCAAUCAUACGAAAAGCAAGACCUUCAACAAACAUACAAUCAACACCACCAUCAACAAGGGUAUGGCCAACAACAGCAACAUCAGCAAGCAUAUGGAAAGCAACACCAGCGUCAAAUGUAUGAUCACAUGUUGUAUGAUGAACAGUGUGAUGUACAAACUGGCCAAUCACAGUAUGAGCCUGAAAGUAGGUGUGGAAAGGCUUCUCCCGACAAAGUCACCGGUAACAUCACAUCCAGUGAAAGUGAGGAGUCUUGUAAUACCCAAACAAGCUCCAGUCAAGAUACAGAGCAGCAACUAAAUACAAGCCUGGCCAAGCCAUUGGCUACCAGGUUUAGCUACCUACAGAUCAAUCAGGUGAGGAGCCCAACUGGUGUCAGUGUCAAGCCCGCAAGCCAUUCUACCGCACCUUUCGAAACAAUAGAGAAAGACACAGAGAAGACUCUAAGUAAUGCUGGAAGUGUAUUUGCUCUAUACAACAUGGACUGCUUUGAAGGCAAGGAGAGUACACCAAACAGACAACCAAUUUCUAAACAAAAUCAGCAUUACAGCACGAUGCCAAGAAAGAGGAAAAGGAUGGGGAUGACCCCUGAAAUCAAGAAUGAUACAAAAAUGUUGCUAAAACAACCAGGGAGUGUUAGGAAUUUGGUUGACUUGUACCAGCAUCAGGAAAGCAGUCACAAACUGAAACAGGCAGUGUUACACGGAAAUAUUAAAGACUGUAUGGACGGAGAUAAUUGUAUUUAUCCAAGUUUGGAUGAUUCAGACAUCAGAAGUGACAAAGAAAUUAAAAGUCCAAACUGCAACAACCAUGGAAUGAACCAGCACAAUUGUUCAGGUGUCAAACCCAUGAGGAAAAUGAGAAAUCCAUCCCCAGCUAAAAAGGUGGACAAGGCAUACCAUGCAUCUUCACCUGUCAACGAUGUUAUGAACAGCAGUAGUCUGACUACUGUCUCACCAUGUGAUAGUGGUUCUGCUUUCUGCGACAACAGCAGUGUCGGAUCUGAACUCAUUGAGAAAUGGGUGGCACAUGAAUUAAUAAAAGUGAGGAACUCUCUGAGUGAAGAAGUUUUUCAUGCUCUGGAUAUAAAAGAAAAUAUCACAUCAAAUGCAAGAAUAAGGAGUCCAUUGUUUGAUGACAGUCAACAUUAUGAUUCUGUUCCUUGCAAGACAAAGGCAAAACAAGGAAAAAAGAAAGGAAACAAGAAAACAGAAGUGGAGGAAUUCUAUUUUGAUGAUGAGCUAAACCAAGAUCUAGAGGAACACAGUAACAUACAGUUACAGUCUCCACUGUCCUCACCUCCAGUUUCCUACGGACUCAAGGCGCGUAAAAGUUCCUUUAUCAUCACACCUCAAACUUGCAAUGAAUUUGGAGAAACAAAACUUAGAGACGGAACAGACUACAACCAAUCUCUUUGUAUAGAACGAUAUCAGCAAAGCGCUCAACCAAGUCAAGUCACAAAUACUGGAAACUUUUCUCAUGAAAGACCUGCCUAUGUCAGCACUGUUACCAUAAGUUCCAACCUCAAGGAUCCAGAAAAGCAUGAUAUAACUCACACGCUGACAGACCUAGACAAUGGUGCAACAAACACCAUGUACAGAAAGUCUAUCAGAGCUUCACGGGUUGUUUCUUCUCUGUUUGGACAAUGAUAACGUCUGUGUGUUCCCUAGAAAUUUUGCAUGAUGUGAUAUUGUUAACUUAUCUCAUUUACAUUCAGCAAGACUGAUUCACUAAAGUGCCUGUUCAAAUGGAAUUGAUGUUAAUUAUUGUGUAUAUAAUAUUCUGAGAAAGAAGUUUUCCUCAGAGGUCCUAGCUCUGUGUUGAAAUUUUGUACAUUAUUGUAUUAUAGAAAUUGUACCAUAUAUGUUAUUCAGAGUUGUUUUAAUAUAUGCCUAAAGGACAAUGAUUAUCUUAUGAGGACAACCUUGGUAAAAAAAAGUGCGGUCAAUUUUACCUUUCUUACUAAAUUCCAGCUUCAAUCCCCAUAUGCUGUGGUGACACUCAUGUUCAAAGGGAGAUAAUACUGUUUCCAUACCAAGCACUGAAAACCAUGGCCAGAUUAGGCUAAAAAAAGUUGUUUAUAUCUUUUCAAAGGAAACAAUCAGAAGAAAAUUGAUAUUAAACUGUUAACAUAACAGUUAAAUACAUUGCAGUAACUGCAGCUCAAAUAUCAUAUUUAUGUUUUUGUUUAAUAAUGAAAUUGUAUUAGGGUAUUUGACUAUUUCAAACCAUGUGGUCAGAUCUUUGAGCUAUUAUUUCAGCAUUUCAGCAUGUUGUGUAGAAAGAGUAAGAGUUCAAAAUAAUUAAAAACUUGAACUUAUAUGGACUACACAUUCUAAUACAAUAUUUGGUUAAAUGUUUAAUUUUUUUGAAAGUCUGUUGUCCAACAUAUAAACGUUUUUCCCCAUUGUGUUAAAACAUGAUUAAUUAUAGUCUCCUAUAUACAUCAUACGUGGCUUGCUUUUAAGGUGAUCACUUUCUUGUUAUGAAAGUCUAUUUAUUCUGAAAUUCAAUCUCUUUAAAGGCAUUACUGAUGUAUUUAACAAAAUGUACUUUUGGUUUAACAUUUGACACUUUUUUUUAAUUUAUAACAUUAUAUUCUUAACAUGCAUAAAGUAUCGUUCGUAGAGAUAUCUGUAAACGAAUUCAAGAUAUCUUUAAAUGCAUUAAAGAAAAUUGUAUCGAGGAUGAAUGUCUGCUUUUCAUUCUCUAUAUAUCAUGGAAAUGAAUCAUUGACUUAUAGCUACAGACUUGAUGUAAAUUGAACCGCUAUUUAUUCUAUCAAACACAUUUGUUGACAUUUGACUGUACUGUACAACAAUGGAAUUUUCCAUAAGAUUAUGCAGUUGUUCUCACAUAUAUUAUACUCAACUAUGUUAUUUAUUGUUUCUGGUGUACAGAUGCUUAAAGCUCCUGAUGACCCUUCAUUUCAAUGUGUUAAUAUAUAUGUGCACGAUUGUUCUUUUAUUUUUUAAUCAGAAUAUAUUACAAAUAAUAGGGAUGCUAAUUGAUGCUGGACCUCAAGUUUUUAUUUGUGGAAGAGGUUAUGCGAUCAUAUGUUAUCAGACAGGCUCUAAAUGUUAUCAGUAUUUCAAGAUAUGGGUGACAUAUGAACACUAGAGGAAUUUUCUUUUGAUACUUGCUGUUAAGUUUACAAAUACAAUUUGUAUAAACAUUUUUAGAUCACCUGAGACAAAGUCUCAAGUGAACUAUUGCGAUCGCCUUU
This is a messenger RNA of Mizuhopecten yessoensis (Yesso scallop), 5607 nucleotides long. Its product is annotated as probable serine/threonine-protein kinase DDB_G0280133. Gene Ontology annotation, molecular function: protein binding; protein kinase activity; ATP binding. The record is from RefSeq and is a predicted model, not a curated record. The transcript is spliced from 24 exons. The coding region runs from base 218 to 4030 and encodes 1270 amino acids. Gene Ontology annotation, cellular component: midbody; intercellular bridge; kinetochore. Lineage: Eukaryota; Metazoa; Mollusca; Bivalvia; Pectinida; Pectinidae. Gene Ontology annotation, biological process: mitotic sister chromatid separation; male meiotic nuclear division; protein phosphorylation.